UCGCACCCUGAUCAGGAUUUUCGAGCACUCGAUUCAGUCUUGGCUGUGUGUUUAUGGGUUGAUCGCCAUCCGUGUAUGCGGUAAGUGGAUAUGGGUAUCAAUGGGUCUAAAAGUGAGCCAGCAACAGAGUCGAUUCCAGCAUUGGUUCCAGACUCUAUUCUCCCACUUAAUACCCAGGUCAAAGUACACUUAGUACCUAAAUUCUGCACCUCCGAGAGAACAAGAUUUAACAGUCGCUACUACUUACUAGUAACCGUCAGAAACAAACCGGGGCCAGUGAGUCAGAACGGGCAACGACAAAACACUGCUAUAGGGUGUACAGAACUCAGAACGGCCGAUAAGAACAGCAAACACAAUCUUACAGCAAACCUGGAAUUCAAACAUCGAAGGCUUAGUAACGGAGGGAAUGACUCUUUUGCGGGAAUUAGCGCGAUGCGACCGCAGUCACUUAAGGGUAAACCAGAGACAAGCGUGGAAGUAUCGGAGGUUGUUAUUGUGGAGAAGCAGUCUAUAAGGAUCUCAGGCUUGUUCCGAGGAUCAUGUCACUUGCCUGACAUCACAGAUGCCGAGUCUUUCGAUCUUAUUCUUUGUCCUAGUGGGGUCAUUGAUCGUAUGAGUACUGGACCUAGUGUAUGCUGGAUGCUGCUAGGAACUCUCUACACAAAAUUACGUAAUUCGAAACACGAGAAGCAAUGGAAAGCUGCAGUUAAAAGCACGCUAAAUUAAUAGCCUGGGCUGCAGCCCCCCGCCCUCACCCCUCCCACCAUUUCUUGGGGAUGUG
Molecule: messenger RNA, 781 nt
Organism: Nematostella vectensis (starlet sea anemone)
Lineage: Eukaryota; Metazoa; Cnidaria; Anthozoa; Actiniaria; Edwardsiidae
Exons: 1
Coding region: 91-726 (211 amino acids)
Source: RefSeq, a predicted model, not a curated record